CAUUCCUCACCAAUUCCCACACUGACAUGAGGUCAUAUGCUUAAACCUAGCAGCAAAUAUAUAUAGCACAACAGGCAAGUGGCAUCACUCAUUUUCUGAGACAAGCACUCUGAAAUAAUCCAAUCUAAAGAAUCAACGCUUUACAUACUUUACACAUUGCUUGGGUUCAAGAAGAGACACAAUGGGGUUUACGUCAAAAUUACUGAUAAUUACACUGGCCAUACUGCUUGUUACUGUACCUGUAACUAUAAGUGCUGAGAAUACAACAUCAACAACAACUGCUGAACCAACAACAACAACUGCGGAAUCAACAACAACUACUGGAACCUCAACAACUGCAGCAGUAACUACAACAACUGCAGCAACAACCACGACAACUGCUGAAUCAACAACAGCUGCAGCAGUAACUACAACAACUGCAGCAACAACCACAACAACUGCUGCAGGAACCACAACAACCGGUGCGGGAACCACAACAACUGCAGCAGUAACUACAACAACUGCAGCAACAACCACAACAACUGCUGAAUCAACAACAGCUGCAGCAGUAACUACAACAACUGCAGCAACAACCACAGCAACUGCUGCAACAACCACAACAACUGCUGCAGGAACCACAACAACCGGUGCAGGAACCACAACAACUGCAGCAGUAACUACAACAACUGCAGCAACAACCACAACAACUGCUGAAUCAACAACAGCUGCAGCAGUAACUACAACAACUGCAGCAACAACCACAGCAACUGCUGCAACAACCACAACAACUGCUGCAGGAACCACAACAACCGGUGCAGGAACCACAACAACUGCAGCAGUAACUACAACGACCGGUGCAGGAACCACAACGGCUGUUGCAGGAACCACAACGACUGUUGCAGGAACCACAACGACUGCUGCAGGAAACACAACUACUGCUGCAGGAAACACAACAACUGCAGCAGGAAACACAACAACUGCUCCAGGAACAAUAGCUACUACUGCUCAGCCACUCACUUCCAAUAAGUUCACUUUUAAAACCGAUGAGAUUUUUACCUCCGACUUACUGAAUUCAUCAUCUCCAGGAUAUAAAGCUCGAUCCACAAAAGUUAACAACACCUUUGACCCUUUCUUCAGAGCGAAAUUUCCCCAAUCAUAUCAUGGUCUGAAUGUGACUGGAUACGGAAAAGGAUCCAUAAUCAACAAUGUGACGGCGUUUUUCUUGUCUACAACUGCUCCCAGUAAUGAUCAAAUUCAAGCCUUUCUGAUUGAUAUAGCUAAAAACAUCACAGACUUUAACAUCACUGCAAUUUUCUUGGAUGUCACCCAAGCAUCAAGUGGAGUAAGCUACCAGACCAGUCUCAUCACUGCAUCCUUCAUGAUGCUGCUGUCAUGGCUGCUAUCAAACCAGCGAUAGUGCCAGUGCUACUCUCCAUGUGAAAUCAAAGAAUUACUGGCAUCUUCAAAUUUGGGAUGAUGACACACAAAGGUUGAACAGCAACUACACAUUUAGCUGACAGAUGUUACACAAGUUGUUUGUUUCCCUGUGACGUUCCAUGAAUCCCAUCCACUAAGGAAAACAAAUCAAACAACUAAAACAAUAUUAUUUUAAGUAGGUGUAGGUACAAAAGCUGUGUUUCAUGAUUGUUUUGCAUCAUGACUUAAUAAAAAAAUGUAAUUAUUAGACUCAUAUGUAUGUAUUUCAGUUUUUAAAUAAUUAAAAUGGUUGUGUAUAUCACUGUAAAAUGGAAAAACUGUUAUUAAAGGCAAUGAAGACACACUAUGGAUAUCACA
Messenger RNA from Betta splendens (Siamese fighting fish), 1773 nucleotides. RefSeq lists its product as uncharacterized. The coding region runs from base 182 to 1396 and encodes 404 amino acids. The transcript is spliced from 6 exons. The record is from RefSeq and is a predicted model, not a curated record. Lineage: Eukaryota; Metazoa; Chordata; Actinopteri; Anabantiformes; Osphronemidae.